ACAAUUGCAUUUGGCAACGUUGCUCUUCUUUCCUGUGUGCGUCAGUUAUUUGAAAGACAAAAUGACGUUAGUAUGUUGAGAGAAUUUGUUGUCAUAAUUUGAGUUUCACUACGGAAACGAACGGUAAACCUAUUUAUUCCAAAAAUAGAAAGUUGAAAACCUAAUCAUUCUAAUUCUGAGUGUUAUUAAACUACCAUGGCUCCAGUUGAUGUAGAUGCUGCUCCUAUUGAAGCUCAAAUAAGGAAUUUAAUGCUUUCUGGUCAUGUUGGCUUUGACUCCCUACCUGACCAAUUGGUUUCAAAGAGCGUCCAGAAUGGUUUUAUUUUCAAUAUUAUGUGUAUUGGAGAAACCGGUUUGGGCAAAUCGACUUUGAUGAAUUCUCUUUUUAAUACAAAUUUUGAAUCGUCUCCAAGCCCACACUCUCUACCUACUGUCAAACUGAAAGCUCACACAUAUGAACUACAAGAAAGUAAUGUAAGACUCAAGUUAACUAUAGUGGAUACUGUUGGUUAUGGGGAUCAAAUUAAUAAAGAAAACAGUUUUAAAGCUAUAGUAGAUUAUAUAGAUGCGCAGUUUGAAAAUUAUUUACAAGAAGAAUUGAAAAUAAAGAGGUCUCUUUCUACUUUCCAUGAUACCCGCAUUCAUGCAUGUUUGUAUUUCAUCUGCCCCACAGGACAUGGAUUGAAAUCGAUUGAUUUGGUUUGUAUGAAGCAGCUAGAUCAAAAAGUAAAUGUAAUACCAAUAAUCGCAAAAGCUGACACAAUUUCCAAAACUGAGUUGCAAAAAUUCAAAUCGAAAAUAAUCGCCGAGUUACAAAAUAAUGGUGUCUCCAUCUAUGAAUUUCCAGUCGAUGACGAAUCUGUUUCAGAUAUUAACUCUACUAUGAACUCACAUAUACCGUUUGCUGUAAUUGGUAGUACUGAUUUGAUCAAAGUAGGAAAUAAGAUGGUUCGAGCACGACAGUAUCCAUGGGGUACUGUACAAGUUGAAAAUGAAUCUCAUUGUGAUUUCGUAAAACUUCGGGAAAUGCUGAUCCGUACUAAUAUGGAAGAUAUGCGGGAAAAAACUCACUGCAGGCACUAUGAAUUGUACAGAAAAAAGCGUUUGGAACAAAUGGGUCUUAGUGAUGUAGAUGAAGAUAACAAACCUGUCAGUUUUCAACAAACUUUCGAAGCUAAAAGGUCUACACAUUUACAAGAACUGCAGCAGAAAGAGGAUGAAAUGAGACAAAUGUUUGUAGUAAGGGUCAAAGAAAAAGAGGCUGAAUUGAAGGAUGCCGAGAAAGAUCUCCAUGCUAAAUUUGACAAACUUAAAAAAGAUCAUACUGAAGAAAAGAAAAAAAUUGAAGAUUCUCGCAAGAAAUUAGAAGAUGAAAUUGUGGAAUUCAACAGACGAAAAUCUCAGUAUCAACAAAUGGGACAAAGUCAUCACACACUCACGCUAGGCAAAAGUAAGAAAAAAUAAGAUAACAAUGCUGUAUGUUUUUGUACUUUUAUACAGAUUUUAGAUGUAAUAUUUGGAUCUGUUCUUGGAAUAUGUUUUCUCUAUAUCUAUUAAUAAUUAGCACAAACAUAUAUAUUAAAAUGAAUGUUUAUCAUAAAUAAAAUUCCUAGAGCAGUUCUGCAAAGUUUUAUUCAGCUUUUUGUGAUCACAUUUGCGAAUGAUGUAAGUUUAGAAUCAUCUUGUACUAAAAAUUAUUUUGUGAAUUUAUAAAAAUAAAUAAAACAUAUAUUAAUUAGAGUAAUUUAAGAUGCUUCCAUUUAAUUAAAUAUGAAUAAGUAUCUUUAUACAUCAAAAACUAACCAGAAUGAUCAGUUUAGAUACAAUGAAAUUGUUCGUUUUGUCUAAUAGAAAAUAAUACAUGAAAUUAAAUGGAGACAAUCUUUUUAUUAACUUCAAAUUGAAUCCAAUAAAUCAGAGGGAAUAGUUUAAUGAGUCAUCUGCUUCAACACGACUCUGCUGCACAUGUAACAAUCAUUUGAAUAUAUCCAGGUCAGAUACAUCAGUCACAGUUUUGUUAUGGAAGAAAAGCAUUUAAUACUGUUUCAUAUUGAAAUGCCUUGUAUGUUAUUAAAAAGUUAUUCUAUAUCUAUAUACAAAUCCACUGAUUAUUUACCUUGUCACUUGAUGAUGACAUGUCAUUACCUCCACAAAUAUUAGAUUCUAUAAUUUCCUAAUUUCAAAAAUUUGUUUUCUUGAUAUAGUCUUCUUGUGAUCAUUCGUCUACCAAACCAAAUAUUCCUCAUUGGUUAUUAAUAUAUUGUUGUAGCUAACCUAAGGAAUAUGUAUAAUAUUCUCCAUCGGAGAUACAAGAAUUCUUUAUUCUUUAGUGCUUUAUAACAAUUAGUAAGUUAACUUCAGACCUUCAUGGUGCAGUAGGAUAGUGCUCUAUUUGCCUAUUUGUUAUCUAGUCCAGAUAACAUCAAAAAAUAAAAAAUUGGUAUAUCACUUGUUAGAAGGCAAAGUAUUCUGCUUAUAUUUUGUCACAUUUAGCAGUAGUAAUAGUUUCGACCAUAUGGUCAUAGCAUUAAAAGAAUAAGAAGUGAAUCUGUAGUUUGGAAUUGUAGAUACAUUAUCCGAAUGCUAUAACGAGACAGAAGAUUAAUUUUCUUAUUGAAUUUGGAAUCUGAAUUUUAUUAUAAUCCAGAAAAUCUAACAUUCAAAAUCCUUUCUUUUUCAUAGUAAUCAUGUUUGUAAAUAAAGAUGGUUCCAAAUACCCAAUAAUAGGGUAUUUGGAUUUUUCAAAAAGUAUUUAUUUUUUUAUUUUAUAAGUUCUUGAUAUGAAAUAAUGUCAGGAAGUAAAAUAUUUAAUUGACAUUUGAAAAAAUAUGAGAAUAAAGCGGUUUAUAAAAUAUUCACGUUAAAAUUGAAAGCCUAAUAAACUUAAUUAUUGUAAAGUAUUAAAUUAAUUUGAAUCUGAAUUUUACUUACAUUGAAAUGAUCCUGGCAACAAAAAUAACUACAUCACCAGGAUCGACAAAACUACCAACACUUUCAAAUCAUUUUUCUUGUAGUAUAUUCGAAUUUCUUGGCAUCAUAAAGAAAACUUUAUCAAUUGUUUUAGUUGAGGUAUGUUUACGUCCUGGCACAAAACACAAUUUAUAUACCAUUCUUCAGAUUAAUCAUAGUUUAAUGAUAAUAAUUUUAGAAUAACCGAAAGAGUAACUGUCGUAUUUACUUUGUAUCGAAUGUUUAGUGUUUAUUUUAUACCUAUGACGUCACGUAAUAUGGCGGCUUUACUGAAAUGCUUAAACUACCUACAAAUUUUUUGAAUUUUUUUUCUAUAAAUAUUGAUCAAAGAAUUAAAAAGAAUUAUAAUUAAAGUUGUAUAUAAGCUAUCCAAAACCAUUUUUUUCUCAAACGAAGCAAGUACCCAAUUCUUUGGUAGUAAUUUCGUGUGCUAGUAAAUAUUCACUAUAAAAGUAAAAAUAAAUUAUUAGUAUACUUUUAUAUGAUAAGUUAUGGAAUUUGAUGAAAAUCGAUAAAAGCAACUUACAUCAUUUGACAAAACAGCGCACAAAAAUAUAAUAUUGAAAAAUAUUCGCCUCCCGCAUUUUUGCAACGUACUUAACAAAACUUUUCAACUUAGUGUAUGUGACAUCUAUUUUAAACAUAUUUUUCACAAAUUUUUGUUGCAAAUUUCAAUAACAAUAAUUUUCAUUUUAUUUAUAUAACAUUGUAAUCAGUGGCGGAUCUAGUAUUCUUUUAGGGGGGUGCUGAAUGAAAAUUAAAUGUAACAUACAAUUGAAGACGUAGUAAUGAAAUUAGGCCAUUCUUGCUUAUGAAUAUAAUUUACGAGUUUCAUACUUAUUAUAUUUGUAUAAAUGUUACAUUCUUGCAAAAAAUUUCUUAGACUGUUUAAGGGUGGCUGCAACCCGAAAGCCCCCUGUAGAUUCGCCACUGAUUGUAAUAAAUGUUGUUUGCUUCAUUUGUUUUAUGAUUUUCAAGGAACUUUAUGUACUAAAACCAGAUUUUCUAAUUUUCUUAUACAAACUGUGCUCAUUUCUCCAACCAUACAAAUAAUAUGUUUUCUGGAGUAUCCACCUCAAUUGGACGACCAGAACGUUCACCAUUACUACGACUAUGUUUAAAUUCAGUAAACCAAUAACAAAUGUUUCUUUUCGAUUGAGUAGAUUCCGGAUAACACUUUUCAAGCGAUUGCUGAGCUUUUACAAUAUUUUUUUUUCAUUAAAAAGAAAUGAUAAAUUAACACAAGAAAUUGUUUUGAAAAUAACAAAAGUAGCUCCUCUUAAAUGGCUAUCACUUCUUUCUAACUGAUCGAAAUGUCAUUAAAUUUCACACAUAUUCUUCUGAUUUAUUCGCUUCAUUUUUUGUUCUUUAUCAACAUAGCUUCUUUAAUUACUUUCUUUUUAUAAUAUUCUCUCCAGAUAUUCAAUUAAUUAUUUUAAUCCAUAGGAAGUCUACAUUUAUUUAAUUGAUUUCAUGGUUAUAUGUCUUUGUGACACAAUAAUUACUUCACUAUUAAUUCUUAAAGACAUAAAACAAUUUUUUCCAUAAUUGUAAUAAUUUGUUAAAUUGUUAAGAAUAAAUUUAGAGAUAGGGUAUUGGAUAAGGACUUUUUAGGAAACUCUAUCUAAUCCAUAGGCUACCUGUAUUUUCUAUCUUGCGCAUUUUUAUACCAUAGUUUUACCACAAUGUAAUCAAUAAUAGCAUGUUUAUAUUAUAAUAUUUAUUUACUUAUGUCAGUUUUUCAAAAUUAAAUGAUAAACAAGCUUGUUUUUUGGUUAUUGCAGUAUAAGUAAAUUAAUUUUGAGUUUACAAAAUGGUAGUGGCAUAAUUUGCUUGUUCCAAAUAAGGACACUUCUAGGAAUCACAUAUAUACUAGUAGAUAUCUUUCUACUAGUUUUAACUUUUAAAAAUUAGUGCUGUCUUCAAUAUCAGAUGGUGCAACUUUUUGUUUAUUACAUAUAAAUGUGAAUCUUUUAUUUUAAAUCAAUAUUACAUAAUGAAAAAUUUUUUGAUAUGAACAUGGAGCACAAAAUAGGAUUUUUUUGCAAUAGUAUUAAAGGAUUGAGGUCUUUACAUUUUUUGCUACGGUAUUAAUACUGUCUCUUUAUUUUCUAGGACUACAUAAUAAAUUUUUAUGAAGAUGCCAUUUAUAUGGAAUAAAUAGAAAAGUUACCAUUGUUGUACCGUGUACGUCCAUUAUAUUAUCAUUUAAUGUAUAAUUUUAAAUGUUUCAUUAUAACUUAAAAAAUAUAUGUGUAAGUACCAAAGUAAAUUAGUAAAGUAAUUAAGAUAAUUCAUAGCUACAAGUAAUAUUUAUUAAUAAUGUGUUUGUAUGUAUUUAAAGUUAUAUCAUUUUAAACCCCAUUUCUGUUUUAACGUAAUAUAUAUUUCAAUGAUA
This is a messenger RNA of Diorhabda carinulata, 5368 nucleotides long. RefSeq names its product septin-2. The record is from RefSeq and is a predicted model, not a curated record. Gene Ontology annotation, biological process: cytoskeleton-dependent cytokinesis. The coding region runs from base 196 to 1464 and encodes 422 amino acids. The transcript has 7 exons. Gene Ontology annotation, molecular function: molecular adaptor activity; GTP binding; GTPase activity. NCBI's taxonomy places the organism in Eukaryota, Metazoa, Arthropoda, Insecta, Coleoptera, Chrysomelidae. Gene Ontology annotation, cellular component: cell division site; microtubule cytoskeleton; septin ring.